CUCUUACGACCACCGCGUUCGUGAACACCUCGUUGACGCACACCCUUUGUGGCCCACACGGUACGCCGUAGUCGGAAAGAUGGCGACCGUAGCGCUGGUUAGCCGUCCUGCGAGUGUCCUUCCAAAGAUUUCAAGCAGCUGUUCCCCUGCUGUUUUGUCAGCUGCCUCCGUCUCCACAGCCCAGCAGAGGAAGCUGCACCAUGCCCUCAUCCCAAAAGGGAAAGGAGGGCGCUCCUCUUCCAGCGGAAUAGCGGCCACGGUGUUCGGUGCCACGGGUUUCCUGGGUCGAUAUGUUGUUAAUAGGCUAGGUCGGAUUGGCUCUCAGAUUAUAAUCCCUCACCGCUGUGAUCAGUAUGACAUCAUGUACUUCAAACCCAUGGGUGAUCUUGGCCAAAUCAUUUUCAUGGAGUGGGAUGCCAGAAACAAAGACUCCAUCAGACGGGCUUUGGAGCACUCUAAUGUGGUCAUCAACCUGGUGGGCAGAGAGUGGGAGACGAGGAACUAUCGCUUUGAGGAUGUCUUCGUUUCCAUCCCUCAGCAGAUUGCCAAAGCAGCCAGAGAGGCUGGCAUCACAAAGUUCGUCCACAUGUCUCACCUUAAUGCUGACAUACGCAGCCCAUCCAAGUACCUGAGGAACAAGGCCGUAGGAGAGACCUCAGUGAGAGACGAGUUUCCUGACGCUAUCAUCAUGAAGCCCUCUGAGAUCUUUGGGAGGGAGGACAGAUUCUUCAACUAUUACGCAAACAUGCGCUGGUUCGGCAAUGCUAUUCCACUUAUUGCCAUGGGGAAGAAGACGGUGAAGCAGCCUGUUCAUGUGGUGGAUGUGGCCAAGGCUAUCCUCAAUGCUGUCCGAGAUCCUGAUGCAAAUGGCAAGACCUAUGCACUAGUUGGCCCCAAUCGUUACCUCCUUCAUGACCUGGUCGAGUACAUCUACGCUGUGGCACACAGACCUUUUGUGCCCUACCCCCUGCCCCGCCCACUCUAUCACCUUGCUGCUCAGUUUUUUGCAAUGAACCCUUUUGAGCCCUGGACAACCCCAGACAAAGUUGACAGGUUUCACACAACAGACAUGAAAUACCCAGGACUUCCUGGUUUGGAGGACCUUGGUAUCACUCCUUCCACUGUAGAACAAAAGGCAAUUGAGAUUCUGCGUCGCCACCGCCGAUUCCGUUACCUGGAAGCUGACCUGGAUGAGACAAAGCCAGCCAAGACUGUCAACUAUUAAACUAACCGAUGACAAAUUUCACCAUCGCUACGGCAGCCAGAGGACAUCAGUACCUCUGCUUCGUUCUUUUGUCUGUAACUGUGUUCUGUACAUAAUUUAAAAAAAAAUAAAUAAAAAAUCCUUGAAGGGUU
This is a messenger RNA of Xiphias gladius (swordfish), 1356 nucleotides long. It is a transcript of the gene ndufa9a, whose product is annotated as NADH:ubiquinone oxidoreductase subunit A9a. The coding region runs from base 80 to 1225 and encodes 381 amino acids. Lineage: Eukaryota; Metazoa; Chordata; Actinopteri; Istiophoriformes; Xiphiidae. The record is from RefSeq and is a predicted model, not a curated record. Gene Ontology annotation, molecular function: protein-containing complex binding. Gene Ontology annotation, cellular component: mitochondrion. The transcript has 11 exons.